AUGGCCGGCGGAGCAGGCGACGACGAGAGCGGCGACGACGGCGGCGACGAGCAGGCCAACCCGUUCCUCUCGGCGUACGACAAGCUUCGGAUCGACGACAAGAAAAAGGGCAUCAAGCGGUCGGGCCUGUCAAAGCGCGGAGGGACGAGCGGCGCGGGUGGGGCGAGCGGCGGCUCGGGCCGCGGCUCGUCGCGCAGCGGGUCGGGAGGCGGCGGUCGCGGCGGCAGCAGAGGCGGCGGAGGUGGCGGCGGCGGCAGCAACGAGGAUGUAGACGAACGGCUGAAGAACAUCGAUCCGGCGUUUGUGGAGAUGAUCGAGAACGAAAUUCUGGACACGCGGAUGAACGUGACGUGGGACGAUAUUGCCGGGCUUGCGGCGGCGAAAAAGGCGGUGAUGGAGAUUGUGGUACUGCCGCUGCUGCGGCCGGACCUCUUUACCGGCCUCCGGUCUGUGCCCAAGGGCAUCCUGCUGUUUGGUCCGCCGGGAACGGGCAAGACGAUGAUUGGCAAGGCGAUUUCUGCCCAGUCUGGGGCGACGUUCUUCUCGAUCUCGGCCUCAGCACUGACGUCCAAGUGGGUCGGGCAGGGCGAGAAAAUGGUGCGUGCGCUCUUUGCUGUGGCGCGUGUCCACCAGCCUGCGGUCAUCUUCAUCGACGAGAUCGACUCGCUCCUCUGCCAGCGGUCGGAGAAGGACAUGGAGUCGUCGCGGCGGAUCAAGACCGAGUUCCUCAUUCAGCUCGACGGGUGCGGCUCGGCGUCGCAAGAGCAGCUUCUCGUUGUCGGCGCCACCAACCGGCCGCAGGAGCUCGACGAGGCCGCCCGGCGGCGGAUGGUCAAGCGGCUAUACAUUCCGCUGCCCGAUGCCGAUGGCCGGCGGGCGCUGGUUCAGCGGCUGCUGGCCGAGCAGCCGCACUCGCUCGACGACGCCGACAUCGAGACACUCGUCGCCGCCACUGCCGGCUUCUCGGGCGCCGACGUCAAGGCCCUCUGCACCGAAGCCGCACUCGGCCCGAUCCGCGAGCUGACCAACAUGACCUCGAUUGAGACCAUGCAGGCCAUCCGCGACAUUUCUGCCGACGCCGUCCGCCCGCUCUCCAAAGCUGACUUUGACGAGGCCAUGCUCACUGUCCGGCCCUCGGUCUCACCCUCAGAGAUCACCCACUACAUCGAGUGGAACAAGCUUUACGGAUCAACCCGUGCCAAGUUGGAGGCUACCUCCAAGCGACUGGAGACUUGUUUGGGAUCUGCCUUUAAGGGCUACCAGGAGUGUCUCCGCAAGUACUUUGCCUAUCAGUUGUCAAAGGUCGAGCUCGAUGCCUUUGUCCGCACCGUUCUGGGCAAGGAGCACAUCGAGCUGCACAACACGUUCAUGGCCGACAUUCUCGCCAACGCACGUCACGCUGAGCCGCCGGCCAACAUGGGCAACGCGCUCGAGGAGCGCAAGCGGAAGCGAUCGAUGGGCGCAGGAAGCGGGAGGUUCUCAAAGUCGGUCAAGCGCGACACCCACGCGUCUCCGGCGUCGAGCGGGACCAACAUGGCCACGCCGUACAUGAUGUCGCUGGUGGAGGCGUCCAACGCCAAGGGCGGGCCGGGCGGGCGGGGCCGGAAGCGGAGCGUGUACGCAGGGCGGGCCGGAUACGGCCGGCGCUUCCGCGCCACAGCGCCGUCGCUCUCGUCAGGCAUCCACCUCUGUUCGCAGACCAAGUCGCUGCCGUCGGCAGCGGCGCUGGCCGAGCGUAUGAAGAAGAUGGCCGUCGAGGCCGAACUGAAUGGCGUCGAUCCCGACGCGGCCGCCCUCCUCGGCACCGCGCUCCGCGUCCAUCUCAAGAACCUACUCUCCACAUGCGUCGACAUUGUCGCCACCGUCCGCACCGCCAAGGCUGCCUCUGCCCCGCCGCCGUCUUCGCCGCCCGCAAACGGCCACAAGGCCGCAGCGGUGGCCGACAGCCCACGCACCACCAUCGGCGUCGCCGACCUCGCCCUCGCCGUCCAAGUCGCCCCGCUCAUCCUCGGCGACGAUCUCCCCAUAGCUCGCGAGCGACUUGUUCUCCUCGAGCGCAAGCUGUCCACCCAUCACCAGUAACAGCACAUCAACAGGA
Thecamonas trahens ATCC 50062 is the source of this 2098-nucleotide messenger RNA. RefSeq lists its product as uncharacterized. Gene Ontology annotation, molecular function: microtubule severing ATPase activity; ATP binding; ATP hydrolysis activity. Gene Ontology annotation, cellular component: SAGA-type complex. NCBI's taxonomy places the organism in Eukaryota, Apusomonadida, Apusomonadidae. The transcript is spliced from 3 exons. Bases 1 to 2082 code for a protein of 693 amino acids. The record is from RefSeq and is a predicted model, not a curated record.